AUGACCAUCCAAGCAGCUGAAUUUGAUCCAGAAGUCCCAGUAGACACUUAUGAACCAAGGGAAACUCCCAAAGUUGCAUCGCCAUGGAAAAAUACCUUGAUUGCAGUUUUGGGGGAAUUUUUUGGUACUUUUAUCUUCUUAUGGACUGCUUUUGUAAUUGCCCAAAUUGCUAACCAGGAUCCAACAGUUAAAGAAGUUGGCACCGGUUCCGUUCCACCUCAAUUAAUUAUGAUUUCAUUUGGUUUUGGUUUUGGUGUUAUGGUUGGUGUAUUCAUGUUUUUCAGAGUUAGUGGUGGUAACUUGAAUCCUUGUGUUACUCUUUCUUUGGUUUUAGCCGGUGCUAUUCCUCCACUUAGAGGAUUAUGUAUGGCUGUUUCUCAAAUGAUUGCUGGUAUGGCUGCUGCUGGUGCUGCUUCUGCAAUGACUCCCGGUCCAAUUGCUUUUACUAAUGGUUUAUCUAAUUGUUCAAGAUCAAGAGGGGUCUUUUUAGAAGCUUUUGCUACUUGUAUCUUGUGCUUAACUGUUUUAUUAUUGGCUGUUGAAAAACACCGUGCUACUUUUAUGGCUCCUUUUGUUAUUGGUAUUGCAUUAUUCUUGGGCCAUUUGAUUUGUGUUUUCUACACUGGUGCCGGUUUAAACCCAGCAAGAACUUUUGGUCCUUGUAUUGCUGCUAGAUCUUUCCCUGACUAUCACUGGAUUUAUUGGGUUGGUCCAAUUUUAGGUUCCGUUAUGGCCUUUGCCAUUUGGAAAUUAUUCAAGUUUUUGAACUACGAAACUUGUAAUCCUGGCCAAGAUGCUGACUCUUAGUUGCAUUUCUUUAAUUCUUUACAUAGUUAAUAUAUCAACCUCGUAUAUAUCGUAAACCC
Hyphopichia burtonii NRRL Y-1933 is the source of this 866-nucleotide messenger RNA. It is a transcript of the gene AQY1, whose product is annotated as Aqy1p. Lineage: Eukaryota; Fungi; Ascomycota; Pichiomycetes; Serinales; Debaryomycetaceae. The transcript has a single exon. Gene Ontology annotation, biological process: transmembrane transport. The record is from RefSeq and is a predicted model, not a curated record. Bases 1 to 807 code for a protein of 268 amino acids. Gene Ontology annotation, cellular component: plasma membrane. Gene Ontology annotation, molecular function: water channel activity.